UUUUCCUUCAGGAAGACGAAUGGCGCUGACGGGAUGACGGUGGUCAUACGAACGGAGAGUAGAAAGGUUCCCAAAACUAAAAAAUAAAACAAGUAAGCCGCACCCCGAAAGGGGGAAAGGUUCCGGAAACCAAAAAAUAAAACAACAAAAGGAAGCCGCACCACGCAAGGGAUGGGCGGAUUUCGACGGACCAUUCACGUGAACGUCACGUGCCCGUGUCUUUUGCCCGAGCGAGGCGAGCACACAUGUGUGGAGCUUCCUUUCUCUCCCAUACACAUAGCUUGGAGAGGCAAGGAUGGCCUCACUAUUUAAGUUAGCCAUUUUCAACUUCCACAAUUAAAAUGGGACUAAAAAUUUACACCACUCUUACAUUUUUUCAUGCCCAUAUAGACCUUUGAAAUUUAUUUGAAAUUAGCUGAAAUGUUCACAGGGCCAAGCUCAAAUUCCCAAAUUGCAACAAUAAACACGUACAGCGGCCCCUAACGGGGUUGAUACGCUUCGAUACAUCUGCCCUCUGUGUUUUUACAGGGUGGGCUCCACCACGUGGAUAUCCGCAGACUUCCGAGUCAGCAGCAGCCUAUAGCUGUAGGCACGCUCUCCCGUCCGGGCCGUCCUUCAUCCGCUGCCCCUGCGGUGCGCUCCGUCAAGCGGCAGCAACCCAAGACUCCAAGAGCGAUGGAUCCGGCGAUAGGCGAUAGCUUGGAGUGCCUCCUCUGGGACUGCCUCGAAUCCGAAGCGCUGCAGAGCUUGUGCAUCGGCGCCGGGGCCGGCGGCGGCAGCAGCCAGCAGCACCGCGACGGUUACUCCAGCGCCCCGGACGCCGACUCCAACUCCUCCGCGGCGACCGCGGGCGCGGGGAGCAUCGGCAGCAGGCCCGGCAGCAGCAUCGUCGUCACGGAGAGGCGCCGCCGCCGGAGGCUCAACGACCGGCUCUACGCCCUCCGCAGCGUGGUCCCCAACAUCACCAAGAUGGACAAGGCGUCCAUCCUCGGGGACGCCAUCGAGUACAUCCUGCAGCUGCAGCAGCUCGAGCGCCAGCUGCUCGCCGAGCUAGCCCUCCUCGAGGCCGGCGCGGGCGCGCACCACCUACUGGUCGGCACGCCAAUGCCGUCUGCCGGCGCCCGCGCCGGCACGGGGGAAGACGAUGUCCGCGCGGGCCACGCCGCCGUGUCGCCGACGAAAAGGGUGAAACGGAGCCCGUCCUUGUCGUCCCCGGCGGCGUCACGCCACAGCCCCUCCUCGCCGCCGGUCAACGCUCUGCAGGUGAGGGUGUCGGGCGCGGGGGAUAAGGUGCUGGUGGUGAGCGUCGCGUGCCGCCACCGAAGGGACGCCGUGGCCAAGCUGUGCCGCGCGCUCGAGGGGCUCCGCCUCUGCGUCAUCGCCGCCAACGUCACCACCGCGUCGGGGACCGUGACGCACACCGUGCUCGUCCAGAAAGAAGAAAUGAAUCAGACUGAGAUGAAGGAAAUGGUUGAGACAGCAAUCACCCAACUUGAUGAUGUCGUUGGAAGUCCACUUAGCAGUAUGUGUUACUGAAGGUUUCUGGCGAGCCACUCAUAUCUCCGAUCCCUCAAUUAAUGAUAAAUAACCUUGUUCUUCCAAUUGUGAAGUGGCUUUCAAAAUUUUGAAUUAUGCUGUCAAGCAAUCUAUGGUUGCUUCCAUCACAUGAAUGCUGAUACAUCCAAUAAUCUGCAAGGAAGAGAAUGUAUCUUAUUGGUAUGUUGAGUAAAUGACCGAUCUUACAUGAUGAGCCCAGGGCUCCUCUAAAUUGUCCACCUUA
Molecule: messenger RNA, 1780 nt
Organism: Panicum virgatum (switchgrass)
Lineage: Eukaryota; Viridiplantae; Streptophyta; Magnoliopsida; Poales; Poaceae
Product: transcription factor BHLH6-like
Exons: 5
Coding region: 676-1536 (286 amino acids)
Biological process (GO): regulation of DNA-templated transcription
Cellular component (GO): nucleus
Molecular function (GO): sequence-specific DNA binding; DNA-binding transcription factor activity; protein dimerization activity
Source: RefSeq, a predicted model, not a curated record